UUAAAAUCCUUGAAAAAAUUGAAUCAAAUGAAUAAUAAAUCUAGAGAGAGAAAGUGGUAGUGUAGUGGGAGAAAAAGCACCCCAAAUUCCAACUACAGCAAAGCUUUUGGUGUACUCUACUACUUCCACAUUACAGAGCUGAGCGAAAAGGACUUUUGGGGACUCGCGAGCUUUUCUCUCCCUUCUCGGUUACGUACAGUCUUUCAAAGUUUACCCCCCUCUCCUUCUCUCUUUCUUUCUCUCUCUACUUUUUCUCUUUCUAUAUCAGAUUUCACCACUACCCUCACUCUCUCUCUCUCUACCCUGUAUCGCUCUGGUUUUGGUUGAUCUAAGUUGAUUUACAUCAAAAGAAGCCAUUGAAACUCUAAAUUUGGAUUAGUAUGCGGGUAUAGUUUUGCUUUAUAGAAGAUUUUUAUAUAUUUUCUUGUGUACAUACAAAGACCCUGUGCAAAUAUGUUCACUGAAGGACUUGACAACAAUGGUCGACGAUGGGUUAGAGAGGGUUCUGUUAAUCAGAAGAAGGAAGUUCCUUACUCAAUGUCGAACCUAAGACCUCGAGUUGAUCCCAUUUUUAACACGCGGAGUGGUGGUACUCAAGGUGUUAGAUUGCCUCCUCCAUCGAAAUUCGUGAGUGGGCAUUUAUCCGGGGUAAUUCCAGUAUCACGAGUCAUGCCCGGUGAUGUGGAUGAUAGUGGCUCUGCCUCUGAGAAUGGUCUAACCACUGAUUCAGAAGAAGAGGAGGUUUAUGGGGGAAGAUACUCGCUUGAUUCGUCGUCGCCACAGGAUGAUAGAGUUCCUACAAAUGCUGCUGCUAGAAGAUACUACAAUCCUUCACAGAGGCGACCGGCUUAUGCCAGUGAUUCUAUGUACUCCGGUGAUGUUAGUUCGUCUAGGGAAACUCUUGAUAGAGGGCAUGGAAAUGUGGCGGAGAGGCUUAUGAGGGGAGCCAAUCGGUACCCGGUUGGAACGAAUGGUCAUACGAUUCACACUGAGGACGAGUCCUCAGAUUCUCCCACUAGCUCUGAAUUUUCAACCUCACAAAUGGGUAGUAAGAAUGGACCCGUGCCUCGCUCAACUAUGUAUGCUUCCGAGGGGUAUUCAUCUAGUAUUCCUUCAUGGAUGAAUGGGGAAAGUGCUCCUGAAAAGGAAUUACAUGCUAAAAACUUGCAGAAUGGAAGGCUCUCUGAUGAUGAUAUUCCAAGUGCUCCUCCUUUUUGUGGUUCUACCAUAAAAACUGAACAAAGUCCAAUGCGUAGUGAACGGUGCACACCUCGUGUAGCUGAUUCAGAUGAUUUUUCUGUCAGAAAUGAAAAAAAUAUUUCGGAAAGCAUACCUGCUCAGGCUGCUCGGGUUUAUCCACAGGAUAAUGCUGGACAGAAGAUACCUGACCCGUCUGUCAGGACUGCUGCUGGCAUAGAAAGUGGUACACCUUCAGGUUCAUUUCCAGCUCGCCUCCCUACAUUUCAUGCAAGUGCGCAAGGGCCAUGGCAUGCUGUGAUUGCAUAUGACGCUUGUGUUCGACUUUGCCUUCAUGCUUGGGCAAGGCAAUGCAUGGAAGCGCCCAUGUUUCUGGAAAAUGAAUGUGCUCUGUUGCGAAAUGCAUUUGGUUUGCAGCAAGUGCUAUUACAAUCAGAAGAGGAACUAUUGAUGAAGCGCACUUCAGAGCUCUCUAACGAGGGAUCUGCCCCAAAACCUAAGAAAAUGGUUGGAAAGAUGAAGGUGCAAGUUCGUAAGGUUAAAAUGGGUCUGGACCCACCCACAGGCUGCAGUUUUUCAUCCCUAAGGACACCAAAAAUAAAACUAGAAUCUGUUCGAUACCACUUCUCUAGUUUACGUUCAACACUUUCUUCUGGAUGGCAAGCAGUGCGGAAAAUCCGUUUUGUACCUCGUAUACCUGCAAAUGGUUCUUUUCCUCGCCAGAGUUUGGCAUAUGUGCAAGCAAGUGCUCAGUAUGUAAAACAGGUAUCUGGACUCCUCAAAGUUGGCGUUACAACUCUGCGCAGCAGUCCUUCAUCUUAUGAAGUAGUGCAAGAAACACACUCUUGCUUGUUGCGGCUAAAAAGUUCAAGUGAAGAGGAUGCCAUUCGGAUGCAACCUGGAUCUGGUGAAACCCAUUUAUUCUUUCCAGAUAGCCUAGGGGAUGAUUUAAUUGUUGAAGUCCAGGAUUCCAAGGGGAAGCAAUAUGGUCAUGUCCAUGCUCAAGUGGCUGCUAUUGCAGAAGAUCCAGGUGACAAACUACGCUGGUGGUCUAUUUAUCGUGAACCAGAGCAUGAGCUUGUUGGAAGAGUACAGCUUUACAUAAAUUAUUCAACAAUUCUAGAUGAAAACAGUAAUCUUAAGUGUGGCUCUGUUGCAGAAACUGUGGCGUAUGAUCUGGUAUUAGAAGUUGCAAUGAAAGUGCAGCAUUUUCAACAAAGAAAUUUAUUGCUUCAUGGACAAUGGAAGUGGUUACUGACUGAAUUUGCAUUAUAUUAUGGGGUUUCCGACGCAUACACAAAGCUAAGGUAUCUUUCUUAUGUCAUGGAUGUGGCUACGCCUACAGCUGACUGUCUCACGCUUGUGUAUGAUUUGCUAUUGCCCAUAGUUAUGAAGGGCCACACUAAGAGCACAUUGAGCCAUCAAGAGAACCGUAUCUUAGGAGAAACAGAAGAUCAAAUUGAACAGAUCCUUGCUCUGGUUUUUGAGAACUACAAGUCACUGGAUGAGGCAGCACCAUCUGGGAUUAUGGAUGUUUUCAGGCCUGCAACUGGACUUGCAGCACCUGUGUUGGAGCCUGCUGUAAAGCUGUAUACUCUUCUUCAUGAUGUAUUAUCUCCUGAAGCACAGAAUAAACUGUGCAGCCAUUUCCAGGCUGCUGCAAAGAAGAGAUCAAGAAGGCACUUAACCGAGACGGAUGAGUUUGUUGCCGGCAAUAGUGAAGGCAUUUUGAUGGAUACUGUUACUAUUUCUACUGCUUAUCAGAAGAUGAAAUCCCUUUGUUUGAACAUCAAAAAUGAAAUUUCUACUGAUAUAGAGAUCCACAAUCAACAUAUACUUCCCAGUUUUAUAGACCUCCCCAAUCUUUCAUCGUCGAUAUACAGUGCAGAACUUUGCAGUAGACUGCGUGCAUUCCUCAUUGCAUGUCCUCCAGCAGGCCCCUCACCUCCUGUAGCCGAACUUGUCAUUGCAACAGCAGAUUUUCAGAGGGAUCUUGCCAGCUGGAAUAUUAAUCCUGUCAAAGGUGGAGUCGAUGCAAAAGAACUCUUCCAUUUGUAUAUUGUCCUCUGGAUUCAAGAUAAGCGCCUUGCUUUGCUCGAGUCAUGCAAAUUGGAUAAGGUUAAAUGGUCAGGAGUGAGGACACAACACUCAACAACACCUUUUGUGGAUGAUAUGUAUGACCGCUUAAAAGAAACUUUGAAUGAUUAUGAGGUCAUCAUAUGUCGCUGGCCAGAAUACACUUUUGUGUUGGAAAAUGCUAUUGCUGACAUAGAAAAGGCGAUUGUGGAGGCCAUGGACAAGCAGUACGCAGAUGUUUUGUUGCCAUUAAAGGAAAACAUGGCACCCAAGAAAUUUGGCUUCAAAUAUGUCCAGAAGCUGGCAAAACGAUCCGUCUGUCCCUAUGUCGUACCUGAUGAACUGGGAAUUCUUUUGAAUUCCAUGAAGAGGAUGCUUGAUAUCCUGCGCCCUAAGAUAGAAUAUCAGUUUAAGACAUGGGGUUCUUGCAUUCCUGAUGGAGGAAACAUGGCUCCUGGAGAGCGUCUUAGUGAAGUAACUGUAAUGCUAAGAACCAAGUUCAGAAAUUAUCUGCAAGCAGUUGUGGAAAAGCUUUCAGAAAAUACAAAGUUACAGAGUGCUACAAAACUGAAAAAGAUUCUUCAGGAUUCUAAAGAGAGCGCGGUAGAAUCAGACAUAAGAAGCAGAAUGCAGCCACUAAAAGACCAGCUGAUUGAUACAAUAAAUCACCUCCACACAGUCUUUGAAACCCAUGUCUUCAUUGCAAUCUGUCGGGGUUAUUGGGAUCGUAUAGGAAAGGAUGUUCUGAGUUUCUUGGAGAACAGGAAAGAAAAUAGAUCUUGGUAUAAAGGUUCAAGAAUUGCUGUCAAUAUUUUGGAUGAUACUUUUGCAUCGCAGAUGCAGCAGCUGCUCGGCAACUCCCUUAAUGAGAAGGACCUGGAGCCCCCAGCAUCCAUCGCUGAAGUCCGGUCAAUGCUUUGCAAAGACACUGCAAAUCACAAAGGCAACACAUACUACUAUUAAGACUUGAACCUUGUGUCCAGAUAUGAUUGAUGAGACCAACAUUGGUAUAUAUAGAGAGAGAAGGGGAUGGAUGGAUGGGGGAGCAUAGAAAUGUAUAUAUGUUGUCAAGAUAGGAGCGGGAGAUAGUAUCAGAUUUCCUUGAUGGCCUGCUGAAAAACAGAAGUCAUUUUUCGGUCAACAGAAUGUUAAAAUACAAGCGGGAGAUAGAGGGUUUUAUCAGAUUCCUUGUGGCCUGCUGAAUCAUGGAUGUCCUUUUGGUUAUCAAAAUGUAUAACAUGGUUUUAAACCACAGGUUUAUGCCAAUUUUGUAGAGUCAGUGAAUGACUUGGUUCAUUUGGGUUCACCUACCCUGUAAGCCCCCACAUCUUGGAUUGUUUCAAUUUUUUGCAUUUGAAAAUAUAUAAUAUUUUUUUACAA
Messenger RNA from Cornus florida, 4653 nucleotides. RefSeq lists its product as uncharacterized. The record is from RefSeq and is a predicted model, not a curated record. The transcript has 22 exons. NCBI's taxonomy places the organism in Eukaryota, Viridiplantae, Streptophyta, Magnoliopsida, Cornales, Cornaceae. The coding region runs from base 454 to 4236 and encodes 1260 amino acids.